AUGCAGGACGCCGUGGCGGCCCCCGGAGCCGCCAAUGCCGCCGCCACCUUCUACUGCGCCGCCACCGGCGUGUACGCCAGCACGCACCCUCCGGUGGCUCUCCCCUCCGACCCCUCCCUCUCCCUCGUCCCGCACAUCUUCGCCCGCCUGCCCGCCGCCCGCCCCGACGCCCCGGCCCUCCUCGACGCCGCCACCGCCGAGGCCCUCUCCCGCGCCGACCUCCGCCGCCUCGUCUCCGCUCUCGCGGCGGGCCUCCGCCGCCGCGGGGGCCUCCGCGGGGGCGACGUCGUGCUCCUCGCCCUGCCCAACUCCAUCGCCUUCCCCGUCGCCUUCCUCGCCGUCCUCGCCGCCGGGUCCGUCGCCACAACCAUGAGCCCGUCCAGCGCCCCCGCCGAGAUCGCCGCCAGGGCUCGGGACACCAGCCCCGCCCUCGUGUUUGCUACGCCCGACAACGUCGGGAAGUUCCCGCCGUUGCGCGUCCCGGUCGUCCUCGUCCCCGAUGCCUUCCACCUCGCGGACGACGGCGCCCCCGAGUUCGCGCCCUUCCGCGAGUUGCUGCUGUUCGAUUCCGAGCCACUGCUGGCCCCUCCGGUGGUCCAGGACGACGCGGCCGCCAUCCUCUACUCGUCGGGGACCAGCGGCCGGAGCAAGGGCGUCGUGCUAACGCAUCGCAACCUCAUCGCCACGGUCGAGCUCUUCGUGCGCUUCGAGGCCUCGCAGUACGCCGCACCUGCUUGUGACAAUGUCUACCUGGCGGCGCUGCCCAUGUUCCACGUCUACGGACUCUCGCUCUUCGCUGUGGGCCUGCUCUCGCUCGGUUCCACGGUGGUCAUCAUGAAGAGGUUCGACGCGGGCGACGCCGUUAAGGCCAUCCACAGAUUCAAGGUCACGCACUUCCCGGUCGUUCCGCCCAUCAUGGCGGCGCUGGUGCACGCCGCCAAGCCAGCGGCAAUGCCGUUGGAAUCCUUGGUGCAGGUGUCCACCGGUGCAGCGCCGUCCAGCGGCAGACUCAUCGACGACUUUGUCAAGGCUUUCCCCCACGUCGAUCUCAUUCAGGGUUAUGGCAUGACUGAAUCUGCUGCUGUAGGAACUCGUGGCUUCAAUACUUCAAAGCAGAAGAAGUAUGCUUCAGUAGGACUCCUGGCUCCAAACAUGCAUGCAAGAAUUGUUCAUGUGGAAACUGGUUGCUGCCUGCCUCCAGGCUCUUGUGGGGAGCUCUGGCUCCAUGGUCCAGCUAUAAUGAAAGGUUACUUGAAUCAUGAGGAUUCAUGCGCAAUAAAUGAUGGCUGGCUGCGAACUGGUGACAUUGCUUACUUCGAUUUCGAUGGGUACUUGUACAUAGUGGGCCGCUUGAAAGAGGUGAUCAAGUACAAAGGAUUUCAGAUAGCUCCAGCUGACUUGGAAGCAAUUUUGAUCGAACACCCUGGAAUUGUUGACGUGGCUGUGACUUCUACUAAGGAUGAAGAAGCUGGAGAGAUACCAGUAGCCUUCGUGGUGAGGAAAUCUGGAAGUGGCCUUUCAUGCACGCAAGUGAUGGAGUAUGUGGCCAAGCAGGUGUCCCCGUAUAAGAAGGUGCGGAAGGUGGUGUUCGUGGAGUCGAUCCCCAAGUCGCCGGCUGGAAAGGUUCUCAGGAGGCUUCUCAAGGACUCUCUUGCAGCCAGCGCUGUUGCUGGUCCAACAAGUUAUUCCGAGUCCAAUUCCAUGCGCCAUUCGAGACUGUAA
Molecule: messenger RNA, 1722 nt
Organism: Miscanthus lutarioriparius
Lineage: Eukaryota; Viridiplantae; Streptophyta; Magnoliopsida; Poales; Poaceae
Source: the annotation of a GenBank genome assembly